Molecule: messenger RNA, 1045 nt
Organism: Cucurbitaria berberidis CBS 394.84
Lineage: Eukaryota; Fungi; Ascomycota; Dothideomycetes; Pleosporales; Cucurbitariaceae
Exons: 4
Coding region: 74-667 (197 amino acids)
Biological process (GO): late endosome to vacuole transport; endosome transport via multivesicular body sorting pathway; protein transport
Cellular component (GO): multivesicular body; ESCRT III complex
Source: RefSeq, a predicted model, not a curated record
UACAGCACUUCCGCCUAUCUCCCGCGCUAUCCACCACCUUACCUACGACGCGUUCUAGCCCAUAAACUGCAGUAUGUCGGGCCUCGAAAAUGCUCUCUUCAACCUAAAGUUCACCGCGAAAUCGCUGAACAGACAGGCGCUCAAGGCCGGAAAGGAGGAGCAGGCGGAGAAGACCAAGCUCGAAAAGGCUAUGAAGCAAGGCCACGGCGACAUCGCCCGCAUCUACGCCGGAAAUGCGAUCCGCAAGCAGAACGAGAAGCUCAACCUCCUACAGCUAGCCUCCCGCGUCGAUGCCGUCGCCGGCCGCGUACAGACCGCAGUCACGAUGCGACAGAUUACCGGCAAUAUGAUGAAGGUCAACCGGAGUCUGGAUGUGGCUAUGAAGUCUAUGAGUCCGGAGAGGAUCGCCUCCGUUAUGGUCGACUUUGAGAAGCAGUUUGAGAACGUGGACUCCGCAACCGAGCUCUAUCAGGACAUCACAUCCUCCGCCACUGCAGUCGGCACACCACAAGAAGACGUUGACCGCUUGAUGGCGCAGGCUGCGGAUAAGGCGGGCGUAGAUCUGCAGGAAGACCUCCAAUCGGCUACUCCGGCCAAGACGAAGGUGGGCCCUACUGAGCAGGAGGAAGAAGCGUUCACAGAGAGGCUGCGCGCAUUGAGAAAUUGAGCAACGGAUCGAAGUGAAUAUUGGAGUUUUGGGCGCAAGCGCUGGGAUCCUGGGUCAGUGAUACUGCAUCUUUCAUGACAGUCCAUGUUAAAGAGAUAUUCCUUGUUCCUACACAACUACCUGCAACAUCAGACGCCGUGUCUUACACUGACCAGUUUGAAUUCGGGCGUGGUGAGCAAUGUCGUGUCUCAGAUGUCUGCUGUUUCUUCGUUUGUUUUCCGAUUCUCCGACACUACUCGAAACUAGUACUGUGGAUUCGACCACUUGGAAAGAACUAUCACAACUUAGGUACACAACGCGUGGCUGGUGCACCCACGACCGCACUUCGAGUACAUCAGAUCUUCUCCAAAACCUGGUAUAUAUAUUCUACCAACGAAC